CACCAGGAGGAGAAGUGCACUGAACAUGGACCUACUCUUAAGGCACAUGGUGGAUUUAAUCCUUCUUCAGAUGCUGCUGAACUUGACAAGGCCAUCAAAGUUAAAGGCGUUGAUGAAGCAACAAUCAUUGAUAUUUUGACUAAAAGAAACAAUGCUCAACGCCAAGAAAUCAAAGCCGCUUAUCAACAAUUAACUGGGAAGCCCCUGGAAGCUGCUUUGAAGAAGGCACUCUCUAGUCAUCUCGAGGAAGUAGUUUUGGCUCUAAUGAAGCCGCCAGCUCUAUAUGAUGCAGAGCAGCUGAAAUUGGCCACCAAGGGCCUUGGAACAGAUGAAGAUACCCUGAUUGAGAUCCUGGUUUCAAGAACCAAACAGGAGAUAUGUGAAAUCAACAAAGUAUACAAGGAAGUAUACAAAAAGGAACUAUGCAAGGAUAUUGCAUCUGAUACAUCUGGAGACUUCCAAAAGUGCCUCCUGGCCUUGGCCAAGGGUGAAAGGGACGAAUCUGCCCCUGCGAAUGAUGAACUUGCUGACAAUGAUGCAAGGGCUUUGUAUGAAGCUGGUGAGAAGCGAAAAGGAACAGAUGUCCCCAUGUUCAUUAAUAUUCUCACUUCAAGGAGUUUGACACAUCUUCACACAGUCUUUCAGAAAUACUGCAAAUACAGCAAGAAUGACAUGAGCAAAGCUAUAGAUUUGGAGCUGAAAGGUGAUAUUGAAAAAUGCCUGCUCUCUCUUGUGAGCGUUGCUGUUUCCAAACCGGCCUACUUUGCUGAAAGAUUCUUUCAGGCUAUGAAGGGCUCUGGAACAAGACACAAAGCACUGAUUCGACUCCUGGUGUCACGUUCGGAAAUUGACUUAACCGAAAUUAAAUUUCAUUACAAGCGAAUGUAUGGGAAGUCCCUUUACCAGGCUAUAAAGGAAGAGAAAUGCAAAGGGGAUUAUGAACUCAUCCUGCUGGCUUUGU
Messenger RNA from Ailuropoda melanoleuca (giant panda), 961 nucleotides. Its product is annotated as annexin A1-like. Lineage: Eukaryota; Metazoa; Chordata; Mammalia; Carnivora; Ursidae. The record is from RefSeq and is a predicted model, not a curated record. The annotation marks the transcript as partial. Gene Ontology annotation, molecular function: calcium-dependent phospholipid binding; calcium ion binding; phosphatidylserine binding. Gene Ontology annotation, cellular component: nucleus; cytoplasm; plasma membrane. Gene Ontology annotation, biological process: signal transduction; phagocytosis; cellular response to glucocorticoid stimulus. The transcript has a single exon.